AUGAUGUCGGGUAUUCAAGGCCAGAUUCUCGAGGUCACUGUUGUUGGGUGUCAGAAAUUGAAAGACACGGAAUGGUUUUCGAGGCAAGAUCCAUACGUUGUUCUUGAGUAUAGCGGUACAAGGCACCGUACCAGAACCUGCACAGAUGGUGGGAAAAACGCUGUGUUCCAAGAGAAGUUUAUGUUUACUUUGCUUGAAGGUCUUAGGGAUAUAAAGGUAGCUGUUUGGAAUAGCAAUACACUCUCUACAGAUGACUUCAUUGGGAAUGCAACGAUUCAAUUGCAGAAGGUUCUUGCUCAGGGAUAUGAUGACUGUACCUGGACUUUGCAGACUAAAACUGGGAGAUUUGCCGGAGAAGUAAGACUCAUAUUGCAUUAUCCAGGAGCAAAGAAACAGAAUUACGGGUCUGCGCCAUCCGCACCACCGUAUGCGCCUCAAGUACCUCACUACUCAGCACCGCCUUCUCCAUCUCCGUAUUCAUCAGCACCAUACUCUGGACCAUCUCUAUACCCACAAGUACAAUACUCUCAGCCACAAUCUGCAUACCCACCAGCUUCAGCUUAUCCUCCUCAGCCAUCUGCCUAUCCUCCUCCCUCAACCUCGGCUUACCCUCCGGCUCCUUCAGGUUAUCCUCCCGUUCCUUCAGCUUACCCUCCUCCUCCACCAUCCUCAACUUACCCUCCGUCUCCAUACCCUCCUCAACCAUCACCAUAUUACCCACAAGGUCCAUACCAAGGACAAUACCCGCCUCCUCCGUACUAA
Arabis nemorensis is the source of this 762-nucleotide messenger RNA. The record is from the annotation of a GenBank genome assembly. NCBI's taxonomy places the organism in Eukaryota, Viridiplantae, Streptophyta, Magnoliopsida, Brassicales, Brassicaceae.